AUGGUUGGCCUAGCCCCAUCCCUCGCCCUGAGCCUAACGGCACCUUCAACUUCACCUAUCGAAGCUUCUAGCGCUAUAGCCGCUUCCCCCCUCACGCCGUUCCCUCCAAGUCCUUCAACAAUGGCGGGGUGGAUAGGAUGGGUGUUCAACUUCAUCUUCCAUACGGUCCCAAGUGUUCUGUAUUGGAUUAUAACCUUUGCGACCAUCACAUUGCCCACAUGGCUAUUUACGCUUUUCUCCAUGAGCUUGACCUUCACCAUGAAUUUCACCACCCUAAUGUUGAUAUUCCUCGUGCUGGUAUCGACGGUUGGAUGGUUCAUCCGUUAUCGCUACCUGAACAUGUACAGCCGUCUGCCCCCUGAGCCCCAACGCAAAGAAGCCCAGAUCGAUCUGUUCCCCGAUAUUCAGGAGGGUGAUUCCAAACCGGGACUCGCUAACUAUCUCGAUGAAUUCCUGAGCGCUAUCAAAGUCUUUGGCUACCUCGAGCGACCCGUCUUUCACGAAUUGACACGGACAAUGCAAACCAGGAAGCUGAUCGCGGGCGAGACUCUCAUGCUAGAGGAGGAAAAAGGCUUCUGUUUGGUUGUGGACGGUCUAGUUCAGAUCUUCGUGAAAUCAACACGCGACGGGAAGUCGAGUUCACAAGAGAGCUUAUACAUGGAAGAUGCGUCCUCGGACGAAGAGGAACAUCACAGCCACAAUCGGCAGGGAUAUCAGCUUCUCACCGAGGUCAAGAAUGGCGCCUCGAUGUCGUCCUUGUUCUCUAUUCUCCAGCUAUUCACUGAAGAUAUAGAACUCCGCAAUUCGCGAAGCCAUAGCUCCAGCGUCUCCACCCCAGUGGGCGGGCAGACACCAGUCCCUGAUGCCUUCCCCAUGAGCCCGAGUAGCGGUGUUGUCAAUAGUCCCAGGACUACUCUCAGAGACGCCCGUGAUUUGAACGCUGCGGCCCGCGGGCCUGGCGAUACAUUACCGCCGGUUCCCCCGCUGAAUAUUGGAGAAAGUCACGCUAUGCCUGCCCCUCAAACUCCUCGCCGAACCCCACAACCGGAGGCCAACGAACAUGCUCAUGCUCAUGCUCAGAAAAAACGUCGCAAGUCGGUGCAUCCAGACAUCGUGGCCCGGGCCACUGUAGAUACAACAAUCGCUAUUAUUCCAGCGAGCGCCUUCCGCCGCCUCACCCGAGUCUAUCCCCGGGCAACAGCGCACAUUGUUCAGGUCAUUCUCACACGUCUUCAGCGAGUCACAUUUGCCACAGCUCAUUCCUAUCUGGGCCUCACUACUGAGGUUUUAGGUAUAGAGCGGCAAAUGUCCAAGUUUACAUCCUGGGACCUCCCUAAUAAUCUUCGAGGAAGCGCCCUAGACCGUUUGAAGGACAAGUUCAAACGAGAGCGAGACCGUUUGGGACCGGAGGAGACUGGCAAAGGCAUUGCUCUUCACAAUCCUUCUGCAGGCCGUAGACGGCGUUCGAUUGGUUCUUUGCGAAAAGACGCAGUUUUGCAAGCAAAGGUCGCCAAUGACCGCCCUCUAGCGCCCCUCACCCCGCAUAGGUCACCGCCAGCGUUCGGUGAAAGGGAUCAAGCAGGCGUCAGCCCCGGUGAUCUAUUAUCGACGAUACAGCUGUCUAGGUUUGGCCCGCGAUAUGAUUCAUUGGCACCACGAAUCCAGACCCCUCUUUCUGAGAGAGAGCAACCUCAAUUUCUACCUUCUGCAAUUAAUCGCCGACCUACGUCAACUUUCCAGCGAACGGAGUCCGUCGAUGAAGACGCUUUGUUCCGCGAGUCGAUCCUGGACUGCAUCAUGAAGGGGAUUGGGCUUGAUGAAAGCUCACGCGACACUAUGCGCAAGGGAAGUCACUCGGGCGACGCUUCACCGAGACUCCUUUCCUUCGACAAUCGCCGCCAAAAGGCAGUGUUUUCGAACGCGUUUGGCUUCAUGGACCCAUAUGAAGCAUCUGGUGAUGGUGAAUCUGAGUCUAUGAUGUCCAUGUCAGUAACAAGUGCAGGUGGGACUUCGCCUGUAAUCAAUCUGCGGGAAGAGCUGCGCCACGAUAUUGAGGUAGUCUACUUCCCACAGGGCUCAGUUCUUGUAGAACAGGGCGAGCGUCACCCAGGUCUCUACUAUGUCAUCGAUGGAUUUUUGGAUGUGGGCAUUCCAGCCACUGAAAAGGAUGAUGCGCUUAUUGGCUCAUCUCAUGGAACUGCCUCGCAAGCACAAGAAGAACUAUUCCCAAAACUAAGACGCACAACAACAGCAUCGUCACGCGCCUCUGGUGAAACGGGCGGUAACGAUUCUCGACGCAAGACGCAGUCUCGUAAAUCCCUCUACUUGAUCAAACCCGGUGGCAUCCAAGGGUAUGUUGGUGCGCUUGCAUCAUACCGCUCAUACACGGAUGUUGUGGCCAAGACAGAUGUCUAUGUUGGAUUCCUUCCCCGUGCUUCCCUAGAGAGAAUUGCCGACAGACACCCCGCCGCUUUGUUGACACUGGCAAAGCGGCUGACCAGACUUCUCCCCCGUCUGUUGCUCCACAUUGACUUUGCGCUUGAGUGGGUUCAGGUCAGCGCAGGACAGGUGAUUUACCACCAAGGAGAUGAAAGUGACGCUAUUUAUCUUGUUUUGAAUGGCCGUCUGCGGUCUGUUCUCGAAGGAUCAAAUGGCAAGAUGACUGUCAUCGGCGAACAUGGCCAGGGCGAGAGUGUUGGCGAACUCGAAGUCAUGACCGAAUCUACGAGGCCAUCUACUUUGCAUGCCAUCAGAGAAACGGAGUUAGCGAAGUUCCCACGGUCUCUUUUCAAUAGCCUCGCGCAGGAGCACCCGGGUAUCACGAUCCAGGUUUCGAAACUUAUUGCCCAGCGCAUGCGCGACCUGGUUGAACAUCCGCUAUCCGAGAAGGGUAUCGAACAAGGAAGUGCUGCGGGUGUGCAAACGGCAACGUCAACUGUCAAUCUUCGCACUGUGGCAAUUCUUCCCGUCAUGGCUGGUGUUCCUGUGGUGGAAUUCGGAAAUAGGCUUCUCCACGCGUUGCACCAAAUUGGUGUGACCAGAGGUGUCACGUCGCUCAACCAAGAGGCGAUUCUGAACCAUUUAGGCCGCCACGCCUUUAGCAAGAUGGGAAAACUCAAACUUUCCCAGUAUCUGGCGGACUUGGAGGAGAAAUAUGGAAUGUUGUUGUACAUUGCUGAUACCAAUGUGAACGCUCCGUGGACCCAGACGUGUAUCGCGCAAGCUGACUCUAUUCUAUUGGUGGGACUUGCGGAGUCUUCACCCAGAAUCGGUGAAUAUGAGCGAUUCCUGCUAGGUAUGAAAACCACGGCUCGUAAGGAACUCGUGCUUUUGCAUGCGGAACGUUACUGUUCACCCGGACUCACUCGUAAAUGGUUAAAGAACCGUGUUUGGAUCAAUGGCGGUCACCAUCACAUUCAAAUGGCUUUCCGCUCGACCAACGAGCCUUCACACCCACCAAGCAAGAAGUUUGGCACUGUUCUCAAACAGCGUGUUCAAAUCCUACAAGCCGAAAUCCAGAAGUAUACUUCGCGUCGAGCUCAACAAAGCCCGCUCUAUUCCCCGCAAUCUGCAUUCAAGGGCGACUUCCAUCGACUGGCACGGCGUCUGUGCGGCAAGUCUGUAGGUCUUGUAUUGGGCGGAGGAGGAGCGCGGGGUAUCGCGCAAGUUGGUGUGAUCAAAGCGCUCGAAGAAGCCGGAAUCCCAAUUGAUAUCAUUGGUGGCACGUCGAUCGGCUCGUUCAUUGGAGCUCUGUACGCGCGUGACGCUGAUGUUGUUCCCAUGUACGGACGAGCCAAGAAAUUCUCCGGGCGCAUGGGCAGCAUGUGGCGAUUUGCACUGGACUUGACCUACCCAACGGUCUCCUACACCACAGGCCAUGAAUUCAACCGCGGAAUCUUCAAGACCUUUGGCGACAGCCAGAUUGAGGACUUCUGGUUGGAAUUCUACUGCAACACAACCAACAUCAGCCGAUCUCGGAUUGAGUAUCACUCAUCCGGGUAUGUAUGGCGGUACGUGCGAGCAUCGAUGUCUCUGGCCGGUCUCAUCCCUCCAAUCUGCGACGAAGGCAGCAUGCUCCUCGACGGCGGCUAUAUCGACAACUUAACUGUAGCACACAUGAAGAGCCUCGGAGCAGACGUAAUUUUCGCCGUGGACGUCGGCUCCAUCGACGACACCACACCGCAAGGAUUCGGCGACUCCCUAUCAGGCUUCUGGUCAGUAUUGAAUCGCUGGAACCCCUUCUCCUCCAUCCCGAACCCACCAACGCUCUCCGAUAUCCAAGCACGACUAGCCUACGUCUCGUCAAUCGACAAUCUCGAGCGUGCAAAGAAUAUGCCAGGUUGCUUAUACAUGCGUCCACCCAUCGAUCCCUACGGAACGUUGGAUUUCGGCAAAUUCGACGAAAUCUAUCAAGUCGGCUACACUUACGGCCGGGAAUUCCUCGAUCGUCUGAGGAACGAAGGGUCGCUGCCUAUUCCGGAGGAAACGGAGGAAAAGCGCAAACUGCAGCGGACGAUGGCACCUCGCAGAGCUAGCAUUUAG
Messenger RNA from Penicillium soppii, 4542 nucleotides. It is a transcript of the gene nte1, whose product is annotated as lysophospholipase. Gene Ontology annotation, molecular function: phosphatidylcholine lysophospholipase A1 activity. The transcript is spliced from 2 exons. NCBI's taxonomy places the organism in Eukaryota, Fungi, Ascomycota, Eurotiomycetes, Eurotiales, Aspergillaceae. Gene Ontology annotation, biological process: lipid metabolic process. The coding region runs from base 1 to 4542 and encodes 1513 amino acids. Gene Ontology annotation, cellular component: endoplasmic reticulum. The record is from RefSeq and is a predicted model, not a curated record.